This is a messenger RNA of Penicillium griseofulvum, 720 nucleotides long. RefSeq names its product complex I NDUFA5 subunit family protein. Bases 1 to 720 code for a protein of 239 amino acids. The transcript is spliced from 3 exons. NCBI's taxonomy places the organism in Eukaryota, Fungi, Ascomycota, Eurotiomycetes, Eurotiales, Aspergillaceae. Gene Ontology annotation, biological process: respiratory electron transport chain. The record is from RefSeq and is a predicted model, not a curated record.
AUGCGCUCCACACUCCGGCUACUGGCCAAUGUCAAGCCCCGGUAUUUGGAGCCUUUUGCUCCUACCGGAUUGACAGGCCUUUUCACUCACCCCAGCCCUCGCCCUACUUUAAUCUACCUUUACUCGACUACUCUGCAGAAGUUGCAGGCAUUCCCCGAAUCCUCCGCCUACCGCCAAUCCGUUGAAGCUUUGACCCGCCACCGUCUCCAGGUCAUUGAAUCGCAAAAGCCAGCUGGAUUCGAUGCCUGGUUGGAGCGUGUGCGGAAGACCGUGGGAUCCGAACCUGAGCGGUUCGCCAAGGUCCAGCGCACCGACGGCAGCUUCACCCACGCCGCUGCCCAACAGAAGGAUGGAUCCGACAAUGCUCGUGGCGAAGAAUGGGACGGCGAAAGCCUGUCAGCCACAACUGAGGGUCCCGCCCGUACCCCGCAACAAGAAGCGGAAUGGGCUAAAAUCAUGAGCGAGGCCAGCGAGACCACCGACAAGGCCGAGUUUGACUUCUACCACCAAGAUAUGAAAUGGGAGAGCGAGCCUGCUCUUAAUGCCGACCAGAUCUCCGAAGUCGAACAGCAAAUCGGUGCCGGUCUUAUUGAGGAGAUCAUCCAGGUCGCAGAGACAGAGCUCAAGCUUGUGGAUGAGUUGGCCAAAGCCAAGGUGUGGGAGGAACUUGAGGAGAAGCCCCGACCUGGCCAGUGGACUUACUUCGAGCGCGGUAACUAA